AUGUUGCCUGCUGGUCUGAUAAGUUUAUCCACCAAAGACCGUUUGCCGGCUUCCCGCCGCUUUGGUCUGAUCGCUAGUCUGCAGACCGUUCACCCUUCUCAGCUAGUUUCGCCCUCCGUGCGAUCUGGCCCUGUAUCCGCCUUGGCUAUAGCUACAUCAAUACCAGCUCCACUAGGGUCCUCUUCAUCGACCAGUGGACCUGUUUCCCUCAGCACUUCUAGCCCAAAUUUAGCGGAGCUCUCUAUAACUGCCGUCACUCCCAGUGGCUGCCUUCCUUUGUUGCAUAACGAAUGCAAUACGUCAUUGUGGCUUGCUGAAAUGGCUUCUUGUGAAGGUGCUCGCUGCCGUCUGGUUGAUCGGUCUGUUUCUUCUUCACUGCCUUGGCUCCAUUCAGCUAGUAUUCCUUCCAACACCAAGCUAGAGGACCCCGAAACAAACACAGCCAUUAGCUCGCCUCCUCUCGGUUCAAGGGAAAUUUCUCUUGCUGAUGCGACCACGGAAAUUGCUGCAUCACAGCCACUGCAUGAAAAAAUUGCCACUAUUAUUGAUAAUCCCUCAUCUCUUAUAGUCCAACCAUCUCGCUCGGUCUCAUCGUCACCACACCCUAUUGGUCCAGAAGAAGCUUUGGUCUGGAGUACCUCUCUGACGGCCUUUCGGCGUCCUCGGGUUAUCACGCCUAAUCCAACAGGAUUUGGUUACAAUGACUCUGCCGUCGAUGAUCUAAGGUAA
Molecule: messenger RNA, 729 nt
Organism: Protopolystoma xenopodis
Lineage: Eukaryota; Metazoa; Platyhelminthes; Monogenea; Polystomatidea; Polystomatidae
Source: the annotation of a GenBank genome assembly